AUGGCCUUCAGUGCAGCUCUGGUGCUCUUGUUGUCUGGGGUAUGCCCUGCUGUCAUGUGCUUUUCAGGUGGGACACUGGGAAGGCACACUGCAGUCCAGAAAGGCCAAGACGCUCAAAAACAAUGGCACAGUCUCACGGUGACCUCCUUAAACACUGACAUUGCUUUCUUCUUAUACAAGAAGAUGGCUUUGAAGAUUCCACAUAAAAAUAUUGUCUUCUCCCCAUUUGCCAUAGCAAAUUCCUUGGGCUCAUUGUCUCUGGGAGCAAAGGGCAAAACCCUGCAAGAGAUUCUAGAAGUUCUCAAGUUCAAUCGCACAGGGACCCCUGAGGCAGACAUCCACCAGGGCUUUGGGCACCUCUUUCAGAGUCUCAGCCAGCCAGGGGACCAGAUACAGAUGAGCACAGGCAAUGCCCUGUUUGUUGAAAAGCACCUGAAGAUCCUGACAGAGUUCAAGGAGAAGGCAAGGGCUCUGUACCAGGCUGAGGCCUUCACAGCUGACUUCCAGCAGCCUUGUGAGGCCACAAAGCUCAUCAAUGACUAUGUGAGGAAACAGACCCAGGGGAAGAUCAAGGAACUGGUCUCAGACCUGGAUGAGAAGACAUUCAUGGUGAUGGUGAAUGAUAUCAUUUUUACAGGUAAAUGGAGGGUGCCAUUUGACCCUAAAGACACGUUCAUGGGAAAAUUUAUUUUGGACAGUAGUAGGCCCGUGAAGGUGCCCAUGAUGAAAAUGGAGAACAUAAGUACACCCUACUUCCGGGAUGAGGAGCUGAAAUGCACUGUGAUAGAGCUGAACUACACAAACAAUGUCAAGGCCAUGUUCAUCCUCCCUGACCAGGGCAAGAUGCAGGAGGUGGAAGCCAGCUUACAGACAGAGACCCUGAGGAAAUGGAGGAAAUCACUGAGGCACAGGAUGAUAGAUGAGCUCCACCUACCCAAGUUCUUCUUAUCCCAACACUACAACCUAGGAAAACUCCUUUCAGAGCUGGGCAUCAGGGAACUCUUCUCCACACAGGCUGACCUGUCUGGCAUCACAGGUGCCAAGAAGAUAAUAAUAGCCUCUGAGAUAGUCCACACUGCUAUCCUGAAUAUGACUGAGCCAGGCACAGAAGCAGAUGCCGACACGAUGUUUAAAUACGACUUCCUGUCUGCAAAAAUUAAACCUACGAUUGUUAGUUUUGAGGGGAAAUUCCUGUACAUUCUUAUAGUACCAAGUUCUGAGUUUAUCUUAUUUAUGGGCAAGGUUAUCAACCCUUUAGAAAACUAG
This is a messenger RNA of Mus pahari (shrew mouse), 1266 nucleotides long. Its product is annotated as serine protease inhibitor A3B-like. Gene Ontology annotation, biological process: negative regulation of endopeptidase activity. The transcript is spliced from 4 exons. The record is from RefSeq and is a predicted model, not a curated record. Bases 1 to 1266 code for a protein of 421 amino acids. Lineage: Eukaryota; Metazoa; Chordata; Mammalia; Rodentia; Muridae. Gene Ontology annotation, molecular function: serine-type endopeptidase inhibitor activity.